This is a messenger RNA of Cylicostephanus goldi, 426 nucleotides long. NCBI's taxonomy places the organism in Eukaryota, Metazoa, Nematoda, Chromadorea, Rhabditida, Strongylidae. The record is from the annotation of a GenBank genome assembly.
AUGCCAUUCCUUUGGGGCAAGUCAUUCUUGUUCUUGGAACAUACGGCGUUUUCGGGUAUUCUUGUCAUUUUCGAUUACUAUCCAUUGGGCGAAAUGGUUAUUUUUCAUUUUGGUUUAUUAUCUAUCAACGAAACCACCUGCGAACAAGCAAAGCCCGCUAACUUGAAAUUUGAUUUCAAAGCUGACUACAAUAUGGGAAGACGGAACAAUUUUCAGCAGGUUUUCGGUUGGGGCCUAUGGUUGUUUCCACUGAACACAACAGUAGAAGAUGGCAUGCACUUUCAAAUACGGUAUUGUGCAGCAACCAUGACAUCACCUAGGAAAUAUCAUCUUGUGAAUGCAUUCAGUUACGUUGAUCCAGCAAACCAAAUGCGAUACAAAAGAGUAAUAAAUGACCGGUUAAGCCGUACAGUGACAGGCGUGUAG